CGCAUCCACCCUCCUGUUCAUCCAUCCACUGUCUGCGCCGCGUUGACGCACCGCUGCGCGCAGGCCCAUCCCCGCCGAACCCGAGGCGGACUCACACCUCUCAGUCGGUCUGGCGGAUUGUCCAUGUAUGGAUGCGUAAAUAAAAAGAAAAAGAAAAAGAAAGGGGGGGAAGGAUGCUGUAGGCUGCAGACAAAGAUCCAGGACGGAGCAGAAUCUGCAGGACGCACGGAAGGAUCCUGAAUGGGAAGAAGAUUCAGCCUCUGCAGUCUGAGCUGGUGAGGUGCCAGGUGUGUGUGUGUGUGUGUAGCUGCGCAGAUCCCCAGGUUCACUGCUCACUCACAUACCCACCGCUAACAUGGCGGGGGCGUCGGUUAAGGUGGCGGUGAGAGUCAGACCCUUCAACUCCAGAGAGGUGGGAAAGGAGAGCAAGUGCAUCAUCCAGAUGUCAGGAAACACCACCACAAUCUUGAACCCCAAACAACCAAAAGAAAACAAGAGCUUCAACUUUGACUAUUCAUACUGGUCACACACCUCGCCUGAGGACAUCAACUAUGCGUCCCAGAUGCAGGUGUACAAAGACAUCGGAGAGGAGAUGCUGCUUCAUGCCUUUGAAGGCUACAAUGUCUGCAUAUUUGCAUACGGCCAAACAGGAGCGGGGAAAAGCUACACCAUGAUGGGACGCCAGGAAAAGGACCAGCAGGGAAUCAUCCCUCUGCUGUGUGAGGACCUUUUCACCAAAAUCAACGACAGCAAUAACGACAACAGCAUGUCUUACUCCGUGGAGGUGAGUUACAUGGAGAUCUACUGUGAGCGUGUGCGGGAUCUGCUGAACCCCAAAAACAAAGGAAACCUGCGUGUCAGGGAGCACCCCCUGAUGGGACCUUAUGUUGAGGAUCUUUCCAAACUAGCUGUCACCUCCUACAAUGACAUCCAGGACCUGAUGGAUUCUGGAAACAAGGCCAGGACGGUGGCUGCUACCAACAUGAACGAGACCAGCAGUCGCUCCCACGCUGUCUUCAACAUCAUCUUCACACAGAAAAAGUAUGACAUGGAGACGGACAACACUUCCGAAAAGGUCAGUAAGAUCAGUCUGGUGGACUUGGCAGGCAGCGAGCGCGCCGACUCGACGGGCGCUAAAGGAACGAGACUGAAGGAAGGCGCGAACAUCAACAAAUCUCUGACCACACUCGGAAAAGUGAUUUCGGCUCUGGCGGAAGUGGACUCGGCGCCAAAUAAGAACAAGAAAAAGAAGAAAGUGGAAAGUUUUAUCCCUUACAGAGACUCAGUGCUGACUUGGUUGUUGAGGGAGAAUUUGGGUGGGAACUCUCGCACGGCCAUGGUGGCUGCUCUCAGCCCUGCAGACAUUAACUACGAUGAAACCCUCAGUACCCUCCGGUAUGCUGAUCGUGCUAAACAGAUCCGCUGUAACGCCAUCAUCAACGAGGACCCCAACAACCGUCUCGUGCGUGAGCUGAAAGAAGAAGUGGCUCGUCUCAAAGACCUGCUGUAUGCACAGGGCCUAGGUGACAUCAUCGAGAACCUGUGCGAUUACAAGAACUUUGCCAAUAAUCGCCAGGCUGCCAAUCAAAGGGGUGAUCUCUCCACAGUGACCAAUGCCAUGACGGGAAUGAGCCCCUCCCCCUCGCUGUCAGCCUUGUCCAGUCGCGCAGGAUCCAUCAGCAACCUCCACGACCGGAUUUUUAGUCCUGCCAGCGAAGAGGCCAUUGAGAGGCUGAAGGAAACAGAGAAAAUCAUCGCUGAGCUUAAUGAGACUUGGGAAGAGAAGCUGCGACGGACUGAAGCGAUUCGCAUGGAAAGAGAAGCCCUGCUGGCUGAGAUGGGCGUCGCCAUGAGAGAAGAUGGAGGUACUGUUGGUGUUUUCUCACCCAAAAAGACGCCUCAUCUGGUGAACCUGAACGAGGACCCGCUGAUGUCUGAGUGUCUGCUGUACUACAUUAAAGAUGGCAUCACUAAGGUUGGGCGUGAAAAUGCAAAGACUCGCCAAGACAUCGUUCUGAGCGGCCAUUUUAUCGAAGAUGAACACUGCACGUUCAGCAGCACAACGGGCCCACAGGGAGAAGGAUGUGUCAUCCUGGAGCCGUGUGAUGAUGCGGAAACAUACGUCAAUGGGAAGAGAGUGACAUCAGCUAUCGUUCUGCGGUCUGGUAACCGCAUUAUCAUGGGAAAGAGCCACGUGUUUCGUUUCAACGAUCCAGAGCAGGCUCGUCUGGAGCGAGAGAGAACGCCGUGUGCCGAGACACCGGUGGAGCCCGUCGACUGGGCCUUCGCCCAGAGAGAGCUGCUGGAGAAGCAGGGAAUCGACAUGAAGCAAGAGAUGGAGCAAAGGCUUCAGGAGCUCGAGGAUCAGUACCGAAAAGAAAGAGAAGAAGCCAGUAAUCUGCUGGAACAGCAGCGGCUGGACUAUGAGAGCAAACUGGAGGCCCUUCAGAGACAGGUGGACUCUCGUUACCUGGAGUCUCCUGAGGAAGAGGAGGAGCCUGAAGAGGAAGUGCCUUGGACCAAACACGAGACCGAGCUGGCAAUGUGGGCUUUCCGAAAGUGGCGUUUCUACCAGUUCACCUCACUCAGGGACCUGCUUUGGGGCAAUGCCAUCUACCUCAAAGAGGCCAACGCGAUUAGUGUCGAGCUGAAAAAGAAGGUGCAGUUCCAGUUUGUCCUGUUGACAGACACACUGUAUUCCCCUCUGCCUCCGGACCUGUUGCCCCCCAGUGUGGCCAAAGAGCGCGAGAAGCGGCCUUUCCCCCGAACCAUCGUAGCGGUGGAAGUACAGGAUCAAAAGAACGGAGCCACACAUUACUGGACGCUGGAGAAACUCAGGCAGAGGUUGGACCUGAUGAGAGAAAUGUAUGACCGUGCUGCAGAGCUUUCUAGCAGCGCUGUGGAGGACUGUGACCACGCCCUGACUGGGGGUGACCCCUUCUACGAUCGCUUCCCCUGGUUCCGUCUGGUUGGCAGGGCUUUUGUGUACCUGAGUAACCUGCUGUACCCGGUGCCUUUGGUGCAUCGCGUGGCCAUUGUCAGCGAAAAAGGAGAGGUGAAGGGCUUCCUCAGGGUGGCCGUGCAGGCCAUCUCAGCUGACGAGGAAGCUCCUGAUUACGGAUCUGGCGUCAGACAGUCAGGCACCGCCAAGAUCUCCUUUGAAGACAAACAGUUUGAGAGGUUCCAGAAUGAGUCGUGUCCCAGUGGUUUGUCUCACUCCAACACAUCCCAGGAGGAGUUGCGCAUUGUGGAGGGAGAAGGACAGAACAGUGAGAUGGGAAUCUCUGCUGAUGAAGUUAACAAUAACACCUGUGCCGCCACUAUGGAGGCUCCACGCAGCCCCUUGACGAGCUUCGGUCUGGGCCUGGACCUUCCUCUGGACCUGACUCAGGAGAAGACUCUGUCCCACCUGAAGGUCGGCAGCACCUUCACCUUCAGAGUCACCGUCUUACAGGCAUCCAGCAUUUCUGCAGAGUACGCCGACAUCUUCUGCCAGUUCAACUUCAUCCACCGGCACGAUGAAGCUUUUUCCACAGAGCCACUGAAGAACACGGGCAGAGGGCCGCCGCUCGGUUUCUACCAUGUGCAAAAUAUCACAGUGGAGGUGACCAAGUCCUUUGUGGAGUACAUCAAGACGCAGCCGAUUGUCUUCGAAGUGUUCGGCCACUAUCAGAAACAGCCUUUCCCACCUCUCUGCAAAGACUUGAUCAGUCCAUUGAGACCUUCUAGAAGGCAGUUCCCCAGAGUGAUGCCCUUAUCCAAACCUGUGCCAGCCACAAAGCUCAGUACUCUGACUCGGUCCACUGCAGGGCCAUGUCAUGCCAAAUAUGAUCUCAUGGUCUUUUUUGAGAUCCGCGAGUUGGAGGCCAACGGAGACUACAUCCCGGCUGUUGUUGACCACAGAGGCGGGAUGCCCUGCCAUGGGAUCUUCCUCCUCCAUCAGGGUAUUCAGAGGAGGAUCACAGUCACCAUCGCUCAUGAAACAGGACACGGCAUUGAGUGGAAAGAGGUGAAGGAGCUGGUUAUUGGCCGUAUUCGAAACACCCCAGAGGCUGACGAGACCAUCAUUGACCCCAAUAUCCUUUCCCUUAACAUCCUGUCUUCUGGGUACUUCUGGCCAAAACAUGAUGACAACCUGUCCUUGGGGGUCGAUCAGAGAACCUUUUACCGAUUUGAAGCAGCGUGGGACAGCUCCAUGCACAACUCCCUCCUGCUGAACCGUGUCACGCCCUACGGGGAGAAGAUCUACAUCACCCUCACUGCUUACGUGGAGAUGGAGAACUGCACUCAGCCGACAGUGAUCACCAAAGACUUCUGCAUGGUGUUUUACUCUCGAGACACCAAGCUGCCAGCCUCCCGCUCCAUCAGGAACCUCUUCAGCACCGGCUGCUUCAGGCCCUCUGAGAGUAACCGAGUCACAGGAGUCUAUGAAGUCACUCUGUGCCACCUGGCAGACCACGGAAGUCCAGGCAUGCAGCGUCGCCGCAGGCGGGUGCUGGACACCUCGGUGGCGUACGUCCGUGGAGAGGAGAACCUGGCUGGAUGGAGGCCACGCAGUGACAGCCUCAUCUUGGACCAUCAGUGGGAGUUGGAGAAGCUCAGUUUGCUGCAGGAGGUGGAGAAGACGCGACACUACCUGCUGCUGCGGGAGAAACUGGAGGCGACUCUGCAGGCGGGACACGAUGCGCUCUACAAAAGCAGCGACAUCAGCGACUUUGCCAAGAGUCCCGUCCUCAGCUGCAGCCCCGGCAGCAGUCCCGCUUCUGACAGCCCUAAUGAGAGGCAGCGGGAGCUGGCUGCAAAGUGUCUGCGUCUGCUGAUGCACACCUUCAACAGGGAGUACAGCCAGGUGAGCAGCAGUGCCAGUGAGAGCAAGCUCUGUGAGAUGUCUGCAUCAUUAAUGAGAGAUUCAUCAUCCUCUGGACUGAGCACAAUCACUCCGUCCUCUACCUGCCCCUCUCUGGUAGAGGGACACUAUGACAUUAGACACACUGAUCCCAGUUCUGGAGCAUACCCGGAUCUGGACCCAUACAGCCCCAUGGACAGAAAGAAAGCUCUCAGAGGAUGCACCUUUGUUCCUGACAUCCAGGAGAUUCGCGUCAGCCCCAUUGGUCUAAGAAGGGCUACCUGCACUUCCUGGAGCCCCACACCAGCGGCUGGGUGAAGCGCUACGUGGGUGGUGCGCCGACCCUACGUGUACUUGUACCGCAGCGAGAGGGACAGCGUGGAGAGAGCCGUCAUCAACUUGUCGUCUGCUAAGGUGGAAUACAGUGAAGACAAACAGACCUUACUGCGGACGCCCAACACAUUUGCUGUGUGCACCGAGCAUCAUGGGAUCCUGCUUCAGGCUGCCAACGACAAGGAGAUGCACGACUGGCUGUAUGCCUUUAACCCACUCUUAGCUGGCACCAUCAGGUCAAAGCUUUCUCGGAGGAAAGUCGGUCCAGUCAGUCCAGCCUGCUCAGAGGAUUGUGAGAGGUGAACCAGGCUGGUGGAAAACAGCAAAACAAACACAAUCUAAAGACUCGCCCUGCUCUCAUCAACAAUACCACAUAAACAGCUGCAUAAACUAUUCAAAGAAACCUACCCCCCCCCCCCCCCCCCCAAAAAAAAAACACGGCAGCCUCUUCCCAAACACCCUAACAAUAAACCCAAACCACACAUCCUGUUUUAGCAUUCGCUGUCAGUAGCCAUCUGAAACCCUGCAUGGUUCACUUACAUCCUCAGCUCUAGAAGAACACAUAAACUAACAGCUCCAAUCCAGUAAUUACCUUAGCAGUGCUGGGACAACUUUGGAUUGGUCUUUGAUUUUCAUAUACUACAUGUUCAACUGUCCUGUGUGAGGCUGUAAAAACAUAGAGGUAAACAAAUGUUUACUUCAUGUGCUGUCCUACCGUCAUCCUUUCACUGUGAAUAAGACCCAAUCAUACCCCAACCAUUCAUGUAUUUCUAAUAAAUGCCAUCAGGAGAGGCGAAAAACAAUAUUAAAUCAUCUUGUUUCCAGCCAGUAAUCCGGGUGUUUGAUUGUC
Thalassophryne amazonica is the source of this 6029-nucleotide messenger RNA. It is a transcript of the gene kif1ab, whose product is annotated as kinesin family member 1Ab. Lineage: Eukaryota; Metazoa; Chordata; Actinopteri; Batrachoidiformes; Batrachoididae. Gene Ontology annotation, molecular function: ATP binding; microtubule motor activity; microtubule binding. Gene Ontology annotation, biological process: microtubule-based movement. The record is from RefSeq and is a predicted model, not a curated record.